UGGGGACGGUGUACGUGCAAAAUCAGCGAGGGCUCGUGGAGGCAGCAGUGUUUGCGUAUCUUGAUGACGUAGACGUGGCGUGGGCUAUUCGGAAAAGCCAAGAAAACGAUUGGGCUUUUAUUUAAUUGACAGUAAACAAACGAAACGACAAGCUUGGAUUAUCCCGUCCGCUGUUUUAUACUGUUUGAUCGACAAGCAUGUCAUCUGCACUUCGGCAGUGUAUUCAGGCCCGCACCCAGUUAGAGGAGGCCAUUACUGGAGUCAUCAAAGCUGAAGUUCAGCUCAAGAGCAAUGCCAGAGAGGUGAGGUCUCAGCUUCACAGCUGCAUCAGUAGACACCUGGAGAUCCUGCGCUCUCGUGAGGUUUGGCUGCUGGAGCAGAUCGAUCUGGAGGAGCAGCUCAAGGGAGAAGCUUUACAGCAACAACUGCAGCAUCUUCACUUGCUUAAGGGCCAGUUUGACGUCCUCAUUCAUCAGAUGGAAUAUUCUUGUAAUAACAAUCCUGCCACCGAGCUCACCAACUGCCUGGAAAAGCUUACUUCUCUGAAUCUAACUCCUGAUGAAACCCCAGAGAUGAGCUUCCAAGCAGACACCUGCACCUUGCGCAAGGCCAUCACUACUUUUGGGUCCAUUUGCACACAGAGCGAGAUGUGUCAGGCCUCAAAGUCUUCAGAGAGAUCAUGGCUUUUCCAGGACUGCCCAGUUUCUGUUAAAAGACAGAAAGUAGAUGCUGAAUGUGCCACGUCCCUGGCUGAGUGGCUUUUAGGGAACCACCCAGUAACCAGUGCUCCUGUAGGACACCAGUUUAGUAAAAACCUUCAGGACUGGCUGCUUACGUCCAAGAGCUCUCAGGAGGAUCACCAGUUACCCCCCUUUGACUUUGAGAAAGCUUGGGGUCAGCUCCAAGACUUGGAGUCAUGGCUUUUGAAGGAGAAAUUGCCCGUUCGCGAGCGAACCUGCAGUGGCAGCUCAACUUUCUCUAUAGAGAUGAUCGAGGAAAGCGACUUAAAUCUGGAUGAGGUUGAAGAGGAAAUCCAGCAGGAAAAGGGCGGAGACGUCCCAGAGGAAGAGGAAUUCACCAAAUGGCUCAUCAGCCCAAGCCCAAGUAAACAACAGGAAUUCUCAAAUGAUGAUCAAUUCAAUGAUAUUAUCAAACCUUUCUACGAGAGCUUUUCCUCCAGCGAUUGGCUCCAGAAGACCGACUGUAGCUCCUGCUGCUCCACACGUACUGCAGCCAUGGAAAUCGAGAACCUCGGAAACCUCAAGUGCCUAAAGAUGCCUCCCUCCUCUGCCAGCACCCCAGAACCGAUCGAGAUGUGGCUCCAGAAGACCAUCCCACUUGAGACCAACUGCAAAGCCAACGAGACCUGUGCCAGCUACGCUCAAUGUGUGUGUGAUGACAACUGCGGAAAGGAGGCCCUAAGCGCUUGGCUCCUCAAAAAAGAGGGCCGAGAUAAGAACGGUGUACCCGUCGAUAAGAACGCCACGAGCAAAGUUUUCAGCCACCAUCAGGAGCAGCAGCAAAAGGUUCAGGCCAUCCUAGAGGCCUGGCUACACCCAAGCAUCAGUGCCAAGACUCCUGCCCUACCGCUCCUUUCUGCCUGUACUACUUUGAAUGGCAAAUCCUCAUUUCCUGAAAACACCUCAACACAGCCUUUACAGAAUGAGAACUGGCUUCUGCCAGAGAAGAAACACAUUAGCAAUACUACAGAUAUAACAAGCAAGACAGAGAGCGAGGACGGCAAAGAUGGAAAAGAGGACAAAUGGCUUCUACGCAAGCGGGCCAACGCACAGGAAAGACUUGCUAUGCCUACAGUAUGUGACCUAUUUUCUUGUAUGAAGCUUGGUGGGGAUAAAGAGAAGUGGCUACAUCAAGUAGCUACACAGAUGUGAACACACAUUUGCUUUUUAAGGCUUCCCAGAUCUAUUUAAUGGCUGAUCGUUGCACAUUAUUCAUCUUUUUAGGCAUUUUAUCUUUUUUCUUGAGACUGAUAGAGUGAUGUGGACUAGAGGUCUUGUCUAGUAUACAAGGCGUUUGGGACAACCAUCGCUUAAGAAAGAAACGAAAGAGUUUUUAAUGCAGGGGGAUUUCAGUUUAAUUCCAGUGAUGCUGUGGUGACCAUUGUGUUGUUACAAUUCACUGAUGUGAUUUAGAAAUCAUAAAAUGGACCAGAUUGGAUUUUCUUUCUUUAUUAUGGGACAUGGUGGGAUGGGGGCUUGGGAGGAAAUAAAAAUAAAUCUAUAUUUUAAUCACGCACAUUUAUAGCAGUUUUUUCAUGUUUAAAACUUGCCAAAUGCACAUAUAGAGGAAGAUGCUCCAAGCAUGGAGUGCUUUCCUCCACAGACCGUAACACCUCUGAAAAUAUGAAUAUUUAUAUAGAGUUUUGCUGUUUUCCUUUGCAAUUUAUUUUACUUGGAUUCAUGCAAUGCAUACCAGAUAAGUAUAGCAUAACAUGCAGCUGUCAGUGGCACUAACAUCCAAAUGUGUGCAGUAGAUUCGAGCAGGGAAUAGAACGUUUCUGCUAAAUCUGCUUUUAAAACAUCAUUCUAUGAUAACUUGUGCCUGACAUUGAACGUGUAGCAUCUUCACUUAUAGUAUGCAAGAAUAACUAAUCCUAGUUUGCCCGUUUCUGAUGCAUAAUGGGCAUCCUAUGUAUGUGUUUCAGUGUUAGGCUCAAACUUCAUCAUUAUUAUAGUCAUAAUUCAUUACUUGGAUGUGUCAGCUCUGCUCUGUUCACAUGUCAUGCACUUAAUGUCUUUACACUUAAGAAGCAAAGACUGCAGGAGAAUAUAUAAAGCCGUAUUAAAGAUUUAACACUUUGUGCUUUUUGCUGACAGAAAAUGGCAAAACCUCUGUUUGUCAACUUGUGUACCAAUCUUUCACUUAGUGAUGGACCAAGGAUUUGGUAUAUAAUGCAUAUUAACAAUGAAAACAUAUGGAAAUCAUCUGCACAAUGUUUUGCAAAGUUAAUUUUGUGUUUUCUUUUGCCAGCCUGUCAAUGUUAGACUACAGCACUGGCUACAUGUAUUCUCAUACAAUCUACAAUAUUGCUUACAGGAUCUGUCUAAUGCUCUGUUAACUUCAAUAAAAUUUCCUUUUAAAGUGA
This is a messenger RNA of Paramisgurnus dabryanus, 3106 nucleotides long. It is a transcript of the gene ncoa4, whose product is annotated as nuclear receptor coactivator 4. The record is from RefSeq and is a predicted model, not a curated record. Gene Ontology annotation, molecular function: transcription coactivator activity. Gene Ontology annotation, biological process: response to hormone; intracellular iron ion homeostasis. NCBI's taxonomy places the organism in Eukaryota, Metazoa, Chordata, Actinopteri, Cypriniformes, Cobitidae.